Messenger RNA from Medicago truncatula (barrel medic), 2310 nucleotides. Its product is annotated as exocyst complex component EXO70H1. Gene Ontology annotation, cellular component: exocyst. Gene Ontology annotation, molecular function: phosphatidylinositol-4,5-bisphosphate binding. Lineage: Eukaryota; Viridiplantae; Streptophyta; Magnoliopsida; Fabales; Fabaceae. Bases 196 to 2013 code for a protein of 605 amino acids. The record is from RefSeq and is a predicted model, not a curated record. The transcript has a single exon. Gene Ontology annotation, biological process: exocytosis.
GCAACAACAUUUAUAACUUAAAUACACAAAAUCUUUACACGCGCAAACAGAACAAGAACAUCUCAUUCUCCAAACGACUUCUUCAAUAACAACUUCUGUCUUCCAACAAAUUAACAAACACAUUCAACUUUAACAACAACAAAACUAAACAAAACAAAAACACAUAAAUUAACCUAUAUAUCAUCUUUUGCAGAAAUGAGAAUAUUUUGCUUGAAGCCUAAAACACCGUCGUUUUCAGUAAAUUCCAACAGUUCACCAUCUUCAACUUCAAGUUCAUCCAAAAGCACAACACCUUCAAUCAGAAAAGCUACUACACGAAUAGAAGCAGCAGAAGCACUUAUACAAAAAUGGAACUCCGAAACCUCGGAUUAUGCCAAAGUAACUUCCAUCUUCUACAACGACAGAAACGAAGCCAUUCAGUAUAUUCACCACGUUAACCAACUUCAAAGAGCCAUGCACUCGUUACUCGAGCUCGAACCAUCGUCUCCGAAACUCAUCCAUGCUCAAAACCUAAUGCAAAUCGCUAUGAAGAGGCUCCAAAAAGAGUUUUACCAGAUAUUAACCAUGAACCAGGCCUGCUUAGACGCUGAAUCCUUCUCUGUCGGAUCCUCCAGAACUUCUUUCUGUUCUUUUGAUGGAGGAACACCGGAAGAAGAUGAUAUUCGCGCUGCAGAGGAUUGUAUCUCUGAAGUCGAACGCAUUUCUUCCGAUGCUGUGGAUGAUUUGAGAAUUAUUGCUGAGUGCAUGGUAAAAAACGGUUAUGGAAAAGAAUGUAUAAGAGUUUACACCACGGUGAGAAAAUCCAUCGUCGAUGAAGGUAUUUAUAAACUCAACGUGGAGGAACGAAGUUUCUCGAAGAUGAAUAAGAUGGACUGGGAAGUUCUUGAGAUGAAAAUCAACAGUUGGUUAGAGGCGGUUAAGAUCUCAGUGAGGACGCUCUUCGCCGGAGAGAGGAACCUCUGCGAUCGAAUCUUCGCUUCGAAUUCCAUCAAAGAAGCUUGUUUUGCUGAGAUUUCUAAGGAUGGAGCUAUUUUACUUUUAAGAUUUCCUGAAGUCGUUGCAAAAACAAAGAAAUCAAAGCCGGAGAAGAUUUUUCGCUUGCUUGAUAUGUACGCUACAAUCACCGUGUUGUUGCCGGAGAUUGAAUCAAUUUUCUCGUUUAAUUCAACAGCAGUCGUUAAAUCUCAAGCAUAUAAUUCGCAACAUCGAUUAAUCGAGUGUGUACGAAAUCUUCUUUUGGAAUUUGAGUCUACAAUAUUGAAGGAUUCUUCCAAAUCAGCGGCAAAUUUCGGCGGAGUUCAUUCCCUGACAGAGGAAACAAUGCAGUAUCUCAUUACUCUUGCAGAUUACAGCAACGUGCUCUCUGAGAUAUUCUUUGACAUUCCUCCUCUGUCGAAGUCACCGUUGCCAGAAUCUUACUUAUACAGUCCAGAAUCAUCAAACAAUACUCCUGAAAUGGAGACUGGAUUUUCCGUUCGAAUAGCGUGGCUGAUUCUGGUUCUUCUUUGUAAAAUUGAUAGCAAAUCGAAACAAUGCAAGAAUGUAUCGUUAUCAUAUCUAUUUCUCGCAAACAAUCUCCGGCACGUGGUGGAGAAGGUGCGUCAAUCGAACUUGCAAUACGUUCUCGGCGACGAUUGGUUGUUGAAUCACAUGGAGAAGGUGAAAAAGUUGAUAGAGAAGUACGAGAGAGUAGCGUGGGGAGAAGUGUUUUCGUCAUUGCCGGAAAAUCCAACGGCGGCAAUGACAGUGGCGAAGGCGAGCAAGGUGUUUAUGAAAAUCAAACUGGAAUUCGAGAAAGCUUAUCGGAAUCAGAGUUCAUUUGUUUUGCCGGAAUCGGAAUUUCGCGAAGAGAUAAAAGCUUCUCUCGCAAGAAAAAUAAUUCCAAUUUAUCGCGAGUUAUAUACUCACCAGAUUAUGGCGGGAACCGUUAGUGAAAUGAAGGAAUAUUUCGUUUUUACCCCUGAAGAUGUUGAGAAAUACCUGGGGAAUCUCUUCUAUGACGGAAGAGCUUAAAAGCAAGCUCUUAUUCUAGUAUGAGUUUAAAAAUAGGCAUGCGAAACCAAUGAUAAAUAUAUUUGUUUCACAAAAAUGUGAAGCCAUGUGAAACAGUUUGCAUUUAUAAUUAAGUAUAUGAGAAAUUAGUUCUAGGCAUGCAGAAGCUUGAUAUAAUUUUGGUUUUGGAUCAUUUGAUGCAAAGAAUAAUGUGCAUUAGUAGGUGCACCGGUAUGGCAUGGCCAAUCCAUGGAGUUGGGUUUGAGAAUUAUUUAUGUCUUUCUCUUAAUGUAUAUAUAUUCCUUUGUUGGCUGACAA